Messenger RNA from Bufo bufo (common toad), 837 nucleotides. RefSeq names its product MORN repeat-containing protein 3-like. The record is from RefSeq and is a predicted model, not a curated record. The transcript has 6 exons. Lineage: Eukaryota; Metazoa; Chordata; Amphibia; Anura; Bufonidae. Bases 121 to 837 code for a protein of 238 amino acids.
UCACUGGUUCUGGUUCCAAAUGCUCCGGUUUAGCAGAAAGCUGUUAGUUCUCUGCUUACUGCUGACAUUUACUGUCCGUGUGACUGUGGAGAUUGGAUUUUUUUCUUAGGACCUGCUGACAUGCCGCUACUAAAGACCAUCAGGAGCGCCGAACUCCCAUGGAGGGUCUGGGAUAGAAAAGCCCAGAAAUCAGGCCUGAGAAGCACCGUGUACAGCGUCAAUGGAGACGAGUACACCGGAGAAUGGAUGAAUAACCUGAGGCAUGGCAAAGGCUCUUAUCUGUACAAGAAGGCCAACGCCAUCUACCAGGGAGACUGGAUAAAUGGAAAGAGAAACGGAUACGGGACGUAUGCCGUGAGAUCGCCCAGCACUGGAACGUACAUUCGAGUUUAUGCCGGCAACUGGGUGAAUGACAAAAAACAUGGAUAUGGGACUUACUACUAUUCAGAUGUUGAAUACUAUGAAGGCGGCUGGGAGUGCGGGAAAAGGAGCGCAUGGGGCAAGAUGAUAUACGCCAAUGGUGACAUCUAUGAUGGAGACUGGCACAAUGACAAGUACUGUGGACAAGGGAUACUUUUCUUAGCAAACAAGAAUCGUUAUGAAGGAUCCUGGAAAGAUGGAAGAAAGCAUGGAGCUGGGAAAUUCUACUACCUGGACAAGGGCAGAAUCUAUGAUGGAUAUUGGGUGAAAGAUAUCCCCAAGUGUGGGACUCUGGAGGACAUUGGCUGCACAGAAACUCCUAACACCAAGAAGCUUCUUAUUCCUGAGGUGAAAGUGGCUGAUCCCAAAAGUGUCUUUGAAGAAGCUAGAAGAGCGCUUCUCCAAAAGAGAAAAUGA